GGAACGCAAAAAAGAAUGCAGUGAAACGUCGUGUCAAUUCAUCCGAUUUUUGCCUUUUUAGCGACUGAUGAUGGCAUGCAUUCUGCUCAUGAGAAAUUUGGUUACAUUUGUUUUGGUUUUGCUCUAUUUUCCGUUGCGCUUGGAUUGUUUGGGAGCCGAUGAAGACCCGUACAAGAUACUGGGUGUAUCUCGGUCUGCAAGCCAUGCUGACAUAAAAAGAGCUUACAAGAAAAUGGCACGAAACUGGCAUCCAGACAAGAACAGUGACCCUGAAGCCCAAGAAAAAUUCAUUAAAAUCAAUGAAGCUCACGAGAUUUUGUCAGAUGAUGAAAAGAAAAAGAAUUUUGAUAUGUAUGGUACCACAGGAAAGCCAAGCAAUGGUGGACAUAAUGAGAAACCAUUUUAUGACCCUCACAGUGGAUUUAGCUUCUUCUUCAAUGGAAUGCCUUUUCAAAACACUUGGUCCAAGCCAGGCCAGAUCAGCCAGAGAGCAUAUUACAAAUCAGUCUUGCCAGAGAGUUAUGAGAAGCCAUACUUGAUAGAAAUCAUCUCUGAUUGGUGUUUUGCCUGUGCGCAGAUUGAAGAGUCAUGGGAGCAAGCAUCCAGCAGCAUGAAGAAGGUUGGCGUAGGGAUUGGCAUCAUCAACAUCAACAGAAGUCCACGCCUUGUCAAUGCUUUGGGUGCUAGAAGGGUUCCCACUAUCGUUGGCAUCAUUAAUGGACGGGUUAUGUUCUACAAUGAUAGGGUUACUGUUCAAGGUCUGAAGGAUUUUGUGAUGGGGUUGUUUCCAAGAGGUUUAAUUGAGAAGAUUACAACAAACAAUGUUGAUACCUUCCUAACAACAAGUGUUAACAACAAACCAAGUGUCAUGCUGUUUUCACCCAAGCCUCUGCCGUCACUCCUGUAUCAUCUGGUGGCUUUCAGCAGUUACAAACAUCAGUCUUUUGGCUUUGUUUCAUUGACAGAUGGCUCUGGGCAGUCUCUGAGAAAACGAUUCCGAGUGGACUCGAAAGAACCAACUGUGUUAAUCUUUAAGGAUGACGUGGCAGUGGCAGAUGUUGUUGUCAGGGCUUCAGAACUAACAAGUGGAAAGCUGAGGGAAGUAGUUGAAUCUCACAAAUAUCUGCACUUUCCAAGACUCUCUUCAAGAGCCUUGUUUGAUGAGCUUUGUCCUGAGGAGAGGUUUAGAUCGUUACGAAGACUUUGUGUCAUUCUUUUUACUAAGCAAGACCAACAUGAGAAAGAGAAGCUUGUUCUGAAGUUAUUAGCAAAAGAUAACAAGUACCUCUCCGAGAAGCGAGUGAAAUUUUUGUAUGUAUAUGUUGAUGUGCAAAGAGAGCUAAUUGAAGAGUUCAAAGAUGGAAGGAAGGAUGACAAAUGUGCAGAUAAUUCAACUGCAUCAAAGGUAAAUGGUGAACUUGAUUUUUCGNAAGACCAACAUGAGAAAGAGAAGCUUGUUCUGAAGUUAUUAGCAAAAGAUAACAAGUACCUCUCCGAGAAGCGAGUGAAAUUUUUGUAUGUAUAUGUUGAUGUGCAAAGAGAGCUAAUUGAAGAGUUCAAAGAUGGAAGGAAGGAUGACAAAUGUGCAGAUAAUUCAACUGCAUCAAAGGUCAUAUUUCUUUGGAACAAAGGUCGGAAGCAAAUCAGAUAUGACUGGCUCUCAGGGGGGUUGUGUGUGUCCAAAGAGCAGGAGUCACUGUCCAAGGCCAAACUGACCUUGAUGUUGGAUGACUUGCUGUCGGGCGAAGGAAAACUGCGCNUGGAAAAACAAAAAAUUAACGGUCGUCCAAGUCUAAAACUAGAUGAAACAUUACCAUAUAACAACCAAUUGUGUCGUUUCUUUCCUUUUGUCAGGAGAGAAACCCUAUCUUUGCUUUCGCUGUUGUGCGGACUUGGAGUUAUUCUGUUUUUUAGCGUUUUACGUCCUGGUGCAAAUGACUCUAUUCAAAGGGUACACAAAUCGUCAUCCAAAGACGACCACAGGGCAGCACAGAGUAUGUCAGCUUUGGGCCUCCUUCGUUUGGACCCAAGUACAGAGCAAGCCCUGAUCAGAAACGCUCCUUCAGGUCACAUAACGUUCACUUUGUUGGUAGAUGCGCUCAGUGCACAAGAAGCAGUGAAAUCACCAUUGAUACAAGCUUAUUCCGACGUAGUCAAUCCAUAUAGUGGUAACCCAAAUUUCAAGUUUACUUGGCUCUCCAUCUCUGAUAACUUGGCCUGGUGCACAGACGUUAUGGAGGUGGAUCGGUUUGGCGAAGUGACGCCUGGGAUUGUGCUGGCAAUAAACGGCCACAAAAAGUACUUAUCGAUCUUUAAACCGACCGACCUCACCAAGACUACGUUCUUCAAGAGUCAAGGAGGGGACCUGAUGGGCUUCGACGACAGUGACAGCGAGGCAGACACCAACGAAGAAGUCGAUGGACAGAGAGAGUACGAGAGAAAGAGGCAAAAGGUGCUGAGUUUAUCAAUACAGAAGGAGCUGGUCAACUGGUUGGAGAAGUUUUGUGAUGGGUUGGUGGAAAGAAAAAAAGUUUCGGAAUGGCCAAGAUUUACUGACUAAUUUAAGUGUUCAGUUUUACUGUUAAGAAACUUCGUGCGAGUAAGCCGAGUGAGUAAAUGAAGAUUUUUGCUUUGCGCGCUCAAUUUACCCGCCGCUCGGGAAACGUUUCAGAUUUGGCGCGAAAAAUGCCAGACUGAUGUGCGUCCAUCAUUGGUUGUUGCUGGGAUUUGAAUUUUCACGUGCACAAAACAACCAAUCAGGGAUCUUACACGGAUCUCUGCGGAGCUCCGUCAUCAGAAAAGACAUUUUCCAGGAGAAUCUCAUACCGCGUUCACACUAGGUCAAACAUGUUUAGUGUUACCUCGAAUUAAACAUGGUUCCCCAGAAACCCUGUUCAGACAUUUUGGUGGUAGGUAAUACGGGCCACAACUUAAAAUGCAAUUUUGUUGUGCGAAAAGGUGUAAGAAAAUGUAGCCCGUACUACUUGGCCUCAGAGACACAAAAUUAAUUUAAGUUAUUAGUAAUAGUAGUAAUUGGACUGAGUGUCGUACAAUUCAGGGAAUAAUCGCGCGAGUAAAUUUAAUAUCAGAUGAGCGCGUAGCCGAUUUGAAAUACGAGCACGAUUACUCCCUGAAUUGUACGACACGAUGUUACCAAAUAGAUAAAUCGCAUUCACAAAUUUCGAGAUUGCACUUUUUUUGAGCGAAAAAGUCAGUAGUGUUUUGCGAAAGUUUCAAAAACUGUAGGGAACACUAGGACGGAAGCCAUUAAAACGCACGUAAUUGACGUGCGAAUAGGGUAGGUAUCCAAUCGCUGGUAUGCGAUUACAAAAAGUAAAAAUUGGGAACCGACGCUCGGAGAACCAAUCACGAUCGAGAAUUUUCUUAUAGAUACUGUACGAUUAAUACAUUAAUUUAACAA
This is a messenger RNA of Orbicella faveolata, 3421 nucleotides long. RefSeq names its product dnaJ homolog subfamily C member 16-like. The record is from RefSeq and is a predicted model, not a curated record. Lineage: Eukaryota; Metazoa; Cnidaria; Anthozoa; Scleractinia; Merulinidae.